GGGAGGAGUGGGACCCGCGGGGGUGGAGGAAGAGGCCUCGCGCCGAGGAGGGAGCAAUUGAAUUUCAAACACAAACAACUGCACGAGAGCGUACCCACCGCGCAGAGCGUCGUCGGACCCGGGCCCGCCCCGUCCGAGCGGCGCGCGAGUGUAGAGCCGUGGCCGCGCCAGAGCUCGAGCCGGGGGCCGCCAUCGAGGCGGGGGCCGUGCGCGGGCCGGAGCGGAGCGGCGCCGCCACCGCUGCCGCCGCGCGCUCAAACUUAGGCUCACGCUUCCCGGCCCGACGCGGAGCCCGGGGCGCCCGAAGCCCCGCCAUGUCGCGAUCCAACCGGCAGAAGGAGUACAAAUGCGGGGACCUGGUGUUCGCCAAGAUGAAGGGCUACCCGCACUGGCCAGCACGGAUUGAUGAAAUGCCAGAGGCUGCUGUGAAAUCCACAGCCAACAAGUAUCAAGUCUUUUUCUUCGGGACCCACGAGACGGCAUUCCUGGGCCCCAAAGACCUCUUCCCUUACGAGGAGUCCAAGGAGAAAUUUGGCAAGCCUAACAAGAGGAAAGGGUUCAGCGAGGGGCUAUGGGAGAUCGAGAACAACCCAACUGUCAAGGCUUCUGGUUACCAGACCUCCCAGAAAAAGAGCUGCUCAGAAGAGCCAGAGCCAGAACCUGAAGCCACAGAGGGUGACGGUGACAAGAAAGGGAAUGCAGAAGGUAGCAGCGAUGAGGAGGGGAAACUGGUCAUCGAUGAGCCAGCCAAGGAGAAGAACGAGAAGGGGGCCCUGAAGAGGAGAGCAGGAGACCUGCUGGAGGACUCCUCCCCUAAACGUCCCAAGGAGGCAGAAGACCCAGAAGAGGAAGAGAAGGAGGCAACCACCUUGGAGGGUGAAAGGCCCGUCCCCACAGAGGGUGAGAAGAACAACACCCCCUCUGAGCCCAGCUCUGGCCAGGACCCUCUUCCUGAAGAAGAGGAGGAGGAGGAAGAAGCUGCCAAGGAGGAUGCUGAGGCCCCAGGCAUCAGAGAUCAUGAAAGCCUGUAGCCAACAAUGUUUCAAGAGGAGCCCCUCCCCGUUCCUGUUGCUGUCUGGGUGCUACUGGGGAAACUGGCCAUGGCCUGCAAACUGGGAACCCUUUUUUCCACACAACCUGCUCUCCACUCAUUUCUCCCAGUGUAAGCCCAGUCCCUGGAGAUUGAUCUGGCGUUCCACUUUUGGGUCCCCCCGACCUAUGACCUGAGUUAGGGCCAUGUCCUCAGCUCCAUGGGAUGAGACAAGGCUGUUGUGUCCCAUGCUGCUUGAAGGGCUUCUGUGUGGGUCUGGGCUGGCUGUUCCUGACGCCCUCCUCCAUAGGGAUUCUGGUGGUGUUGGGUAGGAGCAGAAGUCAUGGAGUAUAAACAGGGUGGGCUUUGAGCUGGGGCUUUGGGGGAGCAAGAGGGCAGGCAGCAUCCCAUGCUGCUUUCCCCUACUGCCACACCUCUUCUCAGCUGCCUAGAUUCAAGGAAAGUGGGACAGCCUGUGGGGGAGGGCUCCUUUUCGUAAAUCCUGGAUGAUUGACAAUACCUGUUCUUUUGCUGAUGCUCUAGGGGUUCUGUGAGUUGUAGUUUAUCAUCAAGAGAUUUGGGGGCUUCCAAGUUUGGGCCAAGGGCCUGAGAUCUGAAGGGCUGGCUUUACCCAUGUGGGUAAGGAGUGUUGAGCAUCUGCCCCCUUUAGAUCUCGGGCCGGAGAUGGGAUUCCCUGGGGAAAGUCCUACCUGCCCUCUCCCCUUUUCCCACAGUACUCAAGGCCAGCCUAGUUACAUGUACCACCCAGACAUAAAGGAAAAAACACAUUUUUUAGGAAAUGUUUUUAAUAAAAUAAAAUUACAAAAAAAAUUUUAAAGGCCCCUAACCCUUUGUGUGCUCCCUGUUCUGCUCCUUCCCCAUGUUGCUCCCAUUUCUGAGGUGCACUGGGAGCUCCCCUUCUGUGUGGGGCUUGAUGACUUUUUGUAGCUGGGGCUUUGGUGUUUCUUCUGGUGUCAUUUCCUAUCCACAUAUCCCUACCUGAUCCCUUGGUGUUUUCACUAGAUCUGGUUUGUAACUUACUGAGAGGACAGAGAGAGUGAGUGCCCUCUUCCAGCCUCUUCCUAGUGGUUUCUCACUGCUCCAUCUCUUGUCUCUUAUACCUGCCUCUCUACUUUGGGCUCUGAUGAAAAAUUGCUGACUGUAGCUUUGAGAGUUUAGCUCUGAGAACCAUAGAUGAAUUCAGUUCUAGGAAAAUAAAACCUGUUGAUUACUA
Cavia porcellus (domestic guinea pig) is the source of this 2264-nucleotide messenger RNA. RefSeq names its product heparin binding growth factor (gene Hdgf). The transcript is spliced from 6 exons. The coding region runs from base 315 to 1031 and encodes 238 amino acids. The record is from RefSeq and is a predicted model, not a curated record. Lineage: Eukaryota; Metazoa; Chordata; Mammalia; Rodentia; Caviidae.